Messenger RNA from Beauveria bassiana ARSEF 2860, 2223 nucleotides. Its product is annotated as C6 zinc finger domain-containing protein. Gene Ontology annotation, molecular function: DNA-binding transcription factor activity, RNA polymerase II-specific; zinc ion binding. Gene Ontology annotation, biological process: regulation of DNA-templated transcription. The transcript has 4 exons. Bases 1 to 2223 code for a protein of 740 amino acids. NCBI's taxonomy places the organism in Eukaryota, Fungi, Ascomycota, Sordariomycetes, Hypocreales, Cordycipitaceae. The record is from RefSeq and is a predicted model, not a curated record.
AUGGAGAUUCAGUUUUCGAUUCCGCUCGCCCGGUCCAAGAACGCGACACCGGGACGGUCAACGGUUGCGGCCGAGUCUUUGAGCAGCGCAGCGGCCGCCUCCGCGCGCGCCGGUACGCAUCGCUUCGCUCUCGAAUCUCGCACCAGACACACUCGCCGAAGCUCGACCCGUGCGCGCACCGGCUGCGUGACAUGCAAAAAACGACAUGUAAAAUGCGACGAGACGCGGCCGGCGUGCCUGAACUGCAUCAAAUGGCGAGGCUACUGCGAUUCGUACGCCGACGCGUCGGAUGGCAAGGGCACCAGCGACGACAAGACAAAGCUUAUACAUACGAAAAAGGCGCCCUUGAUAUUGACGGAACCCCUCGUCAACACACUGCGAUUUACGAGCCAAGAUCAGCGACUAUAUUUCGACGAGUGGGCAGCCCUCUCGGUGACGUUUCUUAGCGGCGGUCUCAGCCACACCCGGUUAUGGACGGCCACGAUGCCUCAGCUGACGCUCGAGGAGCCGACCUUGAGAUACGGCGCCAUGGCGAUCGGCGCGCUGCGCCGCGCGUGCGGACCCGACAACUCGCUGGCGGCCCUGACUCAGGACAACCGGCACUACCUCAACGCCGUGACGCUGUACUGCGAGGCGCUGCGGCUGCAGGCCAGGGCCUCGCCGACACAGGAGGGCCUGCGCACGGCGCUGCUGUCGUCGCUGCUCUUCAUAUGCUUCGAGUCGCAGCGCGGCAACAUGCCCGCGGCGCUCAAGCACAUCACCCACGGCUUCAGCAUGCUCAACGAGCUGGCCGGGUGCACGCCCAGGGCUCCGGACCUGGUCCGCAUCGCGCCCGCCCCGCCGGCCAUGGUGCAGGAGAUUCUCGACUGCUACAAGCCGCUCGAGCUGCAGUCGCGGUCGUUUAUGGGCUCCUACAAGUCAUUCUUCUUCAAGGGUGACAACAGGCAAGGCCCGCCGCCGCAGCAACGGCCGCAGCAACAGCCACGCAUCAUGUCACCGACAUCGAGCCCGCAACGCCCUGCUGAAAUGCAAUCGCCACUGAGUGAUCCUGGUACGCCUCAGAGCUGGCAGACUUUGCAGGGCCAGCCAAUGGGAAUGCUGAGUCCGCAGAGUCUAGACAGCCCUUUGACUCAGAACUCAUCACCCGGCGCGCCGGGAUCCUACACAUCAUCACCUUCCUCGGCACCGACCCCUCCUGGGCUUGGGCAGCAAAUACCUGGCCAGUCUCCCGGUACGCCAGGUGCGGGGACACCGGCUGGAGGGCCUCCGCAGCGACCGCCCGCCAUUGCGCCGUUUACAAAACACUCGCCAUACUUUCGACCUAAGAGAACCUCCAUCACGACACUACAAGAAAUGCCACGAGAGUUCAAAGACAUGGAGGAAACGCAAGGAUACUGGGCGCUGGUGCAGAAGAACAUGGUGCAGUACAUGCCGCUGCUGACGGCCACGACUGCCCAGCUUGCUCUCGCCAAGGCCAGCUCCGAGGCCGAAGUCGAGGCCAAGCUGACGGCGAUCCGCCAGAACCCCAGCAUCUCCAACUUCAUCGCCGACUGCCGGUACUGGAUCCAGCGGUGGUCCGAAGCGUACGAGCCGCUGUACCAGGGCUUUCUGCGCAACGCGCACACCGACCCGGCGCCGUACCUGCAUGCCAUCAACCUGCGCAUCGAGUACCUCAUCCUCUACGUGUACACGACGGUGCCGCGGUACUCGGGGCUCAUCACGGCGCGCGGCCUGACGCCGCAGUACCGCGAGAUCACGGUCCUCGCCGAGACGCUGCUGCAAGCGCGCCCCAACUGCGGCUUCGCCAUGGACUCUGGCUGGACGUGGCCGCUGUUCGUUGCUGCGUUUGGCUGCCGCGACGCGGGCGUGCGCGCCGACGCCGUGCGCAUCCUCGGCGCGUACCCGAUUCGCAACGCGCUCCGCGACAGCCGCGUGUAUCGGGCCAUUGCGCUGCGCAACGAGCAGAUUGAGCGCGCGGUGGCGAGCGACGGCGACGGCGACGACGAUGAGAACAAGCAGUGGGUGCGGCUGCGCCGGCGCGAGGUCCUGUUUGAGGAUUUUGGCGCAAGUGUCGUGCUGCGCUCGGUGCAAAAGAAUCCGCAGACGGGUGUGUGGGAGCCGGUCGAGGAGAUUGCGGACUUUGUGGUCAGGUCGGACGGGCACUUGAACUGGCGGAGGCAGCCAAUCUCGGACGCGACGUCGAUACUGGGCGGUGUUUGCUGA